UAACAAACAAAUACUGCUGCAGUCUGAAAAGCCGCAAAACCAACACGCCUAUUUCCUCCAUUUCUGUGCCUUGGUGCUUAGUUACGGAGAGAUGAGGUGACCUACUCUCCUAACGGCGUAACGGACAUCCGAAAAGGAGACACGUGCCGAAGAAAAAGAAAAAGAAAAAGAGGGUCGGGCCAGUUGAUGGCUUUAGAGCAGGAAUUGUCCCUGGGUCAGAAUACGAAUACGAAUUCGAAUAGGAAUCCGAACCCAGUUGAUUGCGUGGAUGUUCGGGGUGAGGGUGGAGACGAGGGAGGGAAAGCGCCGAGACUGCCUCGGUGGACGAGGCAAGAAAUUCUGGUUCUGAUACAGGGAAAGAGAGACGCUGAAAACAAGUUCAGGAGGGGCCGAACGGCCGGAUUGCCAUUAGGGUCGGGUCAGGUGGAGCCCAAAUGGGCAUCGGUCUCUUCCUACUGCAGAAAGCAUGGAGUCAACAGAGGUCCGGUUCAGUGCCGGAAAAGGUGGAGCAAUUUGGCCGGAGACUACAAGAAGAUCAAAGAAUGGGAAUCUCAGAUAAGAGAGGAGUCGGAUUCCUUUUGGGUCAUGAGAAACGAUUUAAGGAGAGACCGGAAAUUGCCCGGAUUUUUUGACAAGGAAGUUUAUGAUAUUCUCGAUUCAGGCUCCCAAGGUCCGGCGUUGGCUCUCGCUCUUUCAUCGCCUCCUUCAAUGACAGUAACGGUGUGCAAGGACAUGCGCAUGGACAUGGACACCAAAAGAGGGUAUGCACCUGCCCCUUCCUCAGCCUCAGCCCCUGCCCCUGCCUCUGCCCCUGCUGAGCCUGAGGAGCCUCACCUCUACGAUAGUAAUCGGAGCGUCCCUGUUGAGGAUGGUUUGUUUUCAGAUUUCGAACAAGAUGAAGUCUCUGCCAGUCCCGAGAAGAAGGACAUUUUUCCGCCCUCCAACAGGGACUUCCCUGCUCCCAUUCCUAUAUCAGGUGUGACUAACGAGAAACAGUCUACUCCAAAUCCAGAAAUGGGUUCUACCUCUCAAGGAGAGCGGAAAAGGAAGCGAUUAUCAACUGACGGAGGGGAGGAAACUUUGCAAAUUCAUUUAAUUGAUGUCUUAGAAAGAAAUGGCAAGAUGCUAAGUGCUCAACUUGAAGCGCAGAAUAUAAAUUUCCAGUUGGAUCGUGAGCAGCGGAAAAUCAAUGGUAGUAAUUUGGUUGCCGUGCUUGAUAAGCUUGCAGAUGCUUUAGGGAGAAUCGCUGAUAAAUUAUAGCGCAAGAGCAAUCAGAAUGCAGUGUACAUAACAGUUGAAGUCCUGUAGAUAAUUGGGUUACUGUUAUUUAUCACAGGAUGUCAUCUAGAGGAUGACUGCCACACUUGUUCCCCCUUUGUUUUCCUUUAUGGAUAUGCCAUUAUUUUUGUGGUUUAUUACUGCCAUUUUAGGAUUUUACACACAUUUGUACUACUGCUCCUCUCUCUCUUACUGCUAUGUUAAUAUACGAAUCUUUCCCAGGGAUGACAUUUCA
Molecule: messenger RNA, 1513 nt
Organism: Vigna angularis (adzuki bean)
Lineage: Eukaryota; Viridiplantae; Streptophyta; Magnoliopsida; Fabales; Fabaceae
Product: trihelix transcription factor ASR3
Exons: 2
Coding region: 187-1260 (357 amino acids)
Source: RefSeq, a predicted model, not a curated record